This is a messenger RNA of Cottoperca gobio, 1175 nucleotides long. It is a transcript of the gene pfdn2, whose product is annotated as prefoldin subunit 2. The record is from RefSeq and is a predicted model, not a curated record. The coding region runs from base 67 to 552 and encodes 161 amino acids. The transcript has 4 exons. NCBI's taxonomy places the organism in Eukaryota, Metazoa, Chordata, Actinopteri, Perciformes, Bovichtidae. Gene Ontology annotation, cellular component: prefoldin complex. Gene Ontology annotation, biological process: protein folding.
AAUAAAUAUUUCCGUGCAGGCACAUGAACAGCUGCCUGGGGUCCUUCUCAGCAACACCCUUCCAAGAUGGCAGCCAACAGUAGCAGCACGGUUAGCAAAGCUAGCAUCAGCGCCGGUGGAAAACAGUCCGGCCCGUCAGCCGAACAGGUGGUGGCAACAUUUCAGAGGAUGCGUCAGGAGCAGCGCAGUAUGGCUUCUAAAUCUGCAGAUUUGGAGAUGGAGAUCAACGAGCAUGGUUUAGUAAUUGAAACCCUGAAGGAAGUGGAUCCUUCGAGGAAAUGCUUUCGUCUUGUAGGAGGGGUGUUGGUGGAGAGGACGGUAAAAGAAGUUCUGCCAGCCUUGGAAUCCAACAAAGAACAGAUCUCCAAAAUAAUCGAGUCCAUCAACACGCAGAUGCAGACGAAAGGACGGGACCUCACAGAGUACAGGGAACGCUACAACAUCCGGUUGGUGGGAGAAGGUGAAGCGGAGGUACAGGGCCAGUCGGGCGCUUCUUCCAGUGACAGCAAAGAAGGCGGGUCUAAAAGCGGAGCUGGCGUUUUAGUGUCGUAGUUUGUAAUAUUAGAGGGCGACCGAAGGGCCUUAUGAUUUCUGCAGUACUGAGAAUAUUGUUGUCACAAAAUCUAGGUUUCAAAAUGUAACCUUUUUUUCUGAUUAAAUACUAAACUGAAUAAGUACUUUGCAACAGACACAAACUCACUAUACGUAGUGUUCUUCUUUCAUAUGUGAAUGCGUAUAAAAAAUGAAGGGUGUUUGUUGUUUCUUUCUGAAAUAUGUGGCCUGAAUUGAAUUCUUCUCGUACUUGUUUUUAGUCUUACUGUCAUUUACACUUGAGCUGUCUUACAGUAAACUAUCUCCUCCCUUAUUAAUAUAUAAUUCCAAAAUGCUGGGUUAAAAAUUCAAAGUAAAGGAAAAAAGUGAACAUGCUGUUGCUGGAUUUUGGACUAACAACUUUAAAAAAUAAAAGCUGAUUUCAUAGGGCCCUGAAGUAGGUUGAGCUUUGCAAGAUGUCACCCUUGCCGAGGCGCUACAGGUCCUUGAAGGCAACAUGUGUUAUGAACAUGAAAAAGAUGUUAUACUGUAAACAUGUCACUAUAGAUUACAAUAAAUGUCUCAACCUUUUUCACCCUCUCUCUGCAAAACACACAACUUCACGAAUAAAAUAGUUAUGCCUA